Messenger RNA from Drosophila montana, 1651 nucleotides. RefSeq lists its product as uncharacterized. Gene Ontology annotation, cellular component: membrane. The coding region runs from base 39 to 1505 and encodes 488 amino acids. The transcript is spliced from 3 exons. Gene Ontology annotation, biological process: transmembrane transport. Gene Ontology annotation, molecular function: transmembrane transporter activity. The record is from RefSeq and is a predicted model, not a curated record. Lineage: Eukaryota; Metazoa; Arthropoda; Insecta; Diptera; Drosophilidae.
CUUGUACCUCGACAAAGGUGGUCGGACACACAACAGACAUGGAACAAAGGCACGAAUAUCAGCGAACGGCGUCACAGUCCACAGUGGGAUACUCACCACUGCCGGAGCCAAAUCAGGAGCCACUCCCACGACGGCAACUACCAUAUCAACGGCCAGCCAGCUGCUGCAUCCGUGAUAUGCGCAAUCAGCCACAAGCAAAUGCCUUGGGUGCCGCUGCUUUAAUCUUCCUGUCGGGUGGCAUGAACAUAGCCUGGAGUAUUGGCUUCGACAGCCUUGCGGACGAAUUGGUGAUCAGUACGCAUCUACGCAUCUCGUGGUUCAUCGGCGCCAUCAUCGGGUCUCUACUUGGCAUUGUCGUUGCCAGGUACCUCACCUACAAAUUGCUCAUGCAACUCAGCUGCCUGCUCACAAUCAUUGGCGGUAUUCUUUUCACUGCGACACAGCUGCAAGUUGAGGCUAUGUUGGCUGCACGUUACCUUAAUGGCCUAGCAAAUGGGUUCGCGUUACCGUCCACGCUGGCCAUAGCCGGUGAGUUGGCAGUGUGUUAUAAACGGGGAACCCUGGCCUCCGUCACGGAGCAAAUGUCCUGCACUUUGGGCAUAUUCAUGCAGAUCGUUUUCAGCGUCAGCUUGAGCACGGACUCUGACCUGUCUGUGGACAAGCUGCAGGGCGUGCUAUGUACCAUUUAUGGUGCCACUGCAUUGUGCCUGGCCACCAUAUUCAUUGUAGAGUCACCAGUCCGUCUGCUGACUCAGGGCGAGCAGGAGCUGGCCAUCGAUGCUAUAAUCCGCCUGCAGUAUCCCAGAGCUGUCACGGCAGAGACUAACGAUCAGCUGACUGAGCACACUUCUUAUAUCACUCAUAACAGGACACUGAGCGCUAGUCAGGCCUGGUGUCAGGCACUGCCUGCCUUAUUGCGCCUCUGUCUGCUCCGGGCCCUCUAUGCCAUGAGCACGAGCAUGUUGGUCAUCUUUACGCUUACAUUGACCAGCAGCAGCGUCUAUGGCCUAAGCAACGGUCCCUACGUGCUUUUUGGACUGCUACGUUUGGCCGGCAGCUGCAGCGGUGCCUUUGUUCAGGAUACGCUUGGCCGCAAGCUAACCCAACUGAUUGGCUUCAUGAUCUGUGGUGGUGCGUCCAUUGGCCUGGCCAGCAGGUUUACGGAUGUGGAGUUUUUGCGGCUUCCAGACUUGAAGACGGCUUUGUGGCUUUUGCUAAUGUUCCAAUUCUUUGCUGGACUUGGCUUUGCACCUAGUUCUGUCUACCUAUCGGAGGCCUUUCCGCUCUCUGUAAAGCGUAUGUGCAUCUCAAUUGCUUAUAUUUUGGAGUUGACUGUACAUAUGUCUAUCUGCAACGUGGAUCCCAGCGUGCACAUUGAUGGCGUCUAUUUCUACGGUCUGGGUGUGUUCAUGCUGCUCGGCUUCUUAUUUAGCCAUUGGUAUCUGCCAGAGACAAAGUUCUUGACGCUACGUCAAGCACAACAAAAGUUUCGGGACUUCUCGUGACCAGCCCAGAAGUAGGCGCGCCAAGACUUUAUAUCAUUUAAUGUUAGCUAAAUUUAGACAAAUACCUUAGCUAUAUAAACAAUAUUUUUUGUACAUACAUUUUUAUAUUAAACGACUGAUAACCAAUUAUAUCAGCAAGCUUUCAA